This is a messenger RNA of Neolamprologus brichardi, 4198 nucleotides long. Its product is annotated as serine/threonine-protein kinase tousled-like 1-B. Gene Ontology annotation, biological process: intracellular signal transduction; chromosome segregation; peptidyl-serine phosphorylation. Gene Ontology annotation, molecular function: ATP binding; protein serine/threonine kinase activity. The record is from RefSeq and is a predicted model, not a curated record. Lineage: Eukaryota; Metazoa; Chordata; Actinopteri; Cichliformes; Cichlidae. Gene Ontology annotation, cellular component: nucleus.
GUUUCGGUGUCACGCCAUCCCCCCACCGCGCAGCUAGGCGCGCGCGAGCCUCGCGAUAGCCUCGCCUACCAGAAUCAAAGCUCCGCUCGCGAACUGGAUGCUGACAGGCGCGCGUACGGUCAUCAUGCAAAGGUUACGUUGGAUCGGUUUCAACGAGUCUCGAAAGAAGCCGCUCCUCCGCAGGACCCGCACGGAGCACAAAAUGCGAGACGUCUAGCGACUCCGACAGCCACGGAGUUACUCACGUUUACCGGCCCGUUUGGCGACGGCAGGUGUCAAGAACCAUGAACGCGAGUUCGGGAUUUCCGCGAACGGCAGUGUGUACGCUGGCUCCUCACGGCGGUAAAGUGGCUUCAUGAGUGUCCAAAGUAACAGUGGAAGUGGUGGUGGAAGUUUGGAGGCGACGCCAUCUUGGUCGCAGCUCUCCUCGUCCCCAACGAUUUCUCAACCACAAAUAACGGCGACCGCAAAGAGCAAGGAAGGCCCAAUGGAGGAGCUGCACAGCCUGGACCCCAGGAGACAGGAGCUGCUGGAGGCCAGGUUUACAGGAGCUGUCAGCGGCAACACGGGAGGCAGCACUGGGAGCACGAGCGGCGGUGCUAAGGGUCUGGCUAAUGAAUCCUCUAAUCACAGCUAUGGAAGUCUGGGAUCAUCUAGUGACAAAGAGUCAGAGAACUCUGAUUUGAAAAGAGGGAGCUCUCCUGCCUACUCAACUCCGGAGAAGAAGCACUCUGAGUCGUCCAGAGGGAGAAAAAGGAAAGCCGAUACCUAUUCAGAGAGUAGUCAAGGAAAGACCUCGACACGUGGGCCCAAGAUCAGUGACUAUUUUGAUUUCCAGGGUGGAAAUGGUUCCAGUCCAGUCAGAGGUCUCCCAUCAGUUCGCCGCUCUCCGCAGAACUCACACUCUGCCCCAGGCUCCAUCAUCCGGCAGAAUAGCUCCUCACCUACUAGUCUGUGCUUUGGAGAGCACAAUCUCAAAGCUUCCUCAAGCAAAUGUGUCCAGACUGAACUGACGGGCCUAAAACUCGCUGCCCUGGAGAGCAACAAAAGUUUGGACCUGGAAAAGAAAGAAGGGCGAAUAGAUGACCUGCUCAGGGCUAACUGUGACCUGCGACGGCAGAUUGAUGAACAGCAAAAACUCCUGGAGAAAUACAAGGAGAGACUCAACAAGUGCAUCACCAUGAGCAAGAAGCUGCUCAUAGAAAAGAGCACUCAGGAGAAGCAGUCAUGUCGCGAGAAGAGCAUGCAGGAUCGCCUCCGUCUCGGCCACUUCACCACCGUCAGACACGGAGCGUCCUACACGGAGCAGUGGACUGACGGAUACGCAUUCCAGAACCUGAUCAAGCAGCAGGAGGGCAUCAACCAGCAGAGAGAGGACAUAGAGCGCCAAAGGAAGCUGCUGGCAAAGAGGAAGCCUCCAAACCCUGCAGCUCCCUCCCUCUCUGUGGCCUCCGCAUCUGAGCCCAAGCAGCGCAAAACGAAGGUGGUUAACGGCAACGAUUCUGACCCCUUCCUGAAACCCUCAUUGCCCCAGCUACUGACCCUCGCUGAGUACCACGAGCAGGAAGAAAUCUUUAAGCUCCGCCUUGGACAUCUGAAGAAGGAGGAGGCAGAGAUCCAAGCAGAGCUGGAGCGGUUGGAGAGGGUGAGGAACCUUCAUAUCAGAGAGCUGAAGAGGAUAAACAACGAGGACAGCUCAGCAUUUAAAGACCAUCCCACCCUGAACGAGAGGUACCUUCUGUUGCACCUGCUGGGCAGGGGCGGCUUCAGUGAAGUCUAUAAGGCCUUUGACCUGUUUGAGCAGCGCUAUGCUGCUGUUAAAAUCCACCAGCUCAACAAGAACUGGAGAGAGGAGAAAAAGGAGAACUACCACAAGCAUGCAUGCAGGGAGUACCGGAUACACAAGCAGCUGGACCAUCCCAGAAUAGUCAAACUGUAUGACUAUUUUUCACUGGAUACUGACACGUUCUGCACGGUGUUGGAGUUCUGCGAAGGAAACGACCUGGACUUCUACCUGAAACAAAACAAGCUAAUGUCAGAGAAAGAGGCACGCUCCAUUGUCAUGCAAAUUGUCAGCGCGUUGCGCUACCUCAAUGAAAUCAAACCCCCCAUCAUCCACUACGACCUGAAACCUGGUAACAUCUUGCUGGUGGAUGGUACAGCAUGUGGAGAAAUCAAAAUCACAGACUUUGGCCUGUCCAAGAUAAUGGACGAUGACAACUAUGGUGUUGACGGCAUGGAUCUCACAUCACAGGGAGCGGGCACCUACUGGUACCUUCCUCCAGAGUGCUUUGUGGUGGGGAAGGAACCACCUAAGAUCUCCAACAAGGUGGAUGUCUGGUCUGUGGGAGUGAUCUUCUUCCAGUGCCUCUAUGGACGCAAGCCGUUUGGUCACAAUCAGUCACAGCAGGACAUCCUCCAGGAAAACACCAUCCUCAAAGCCACAGAAGUCCAGUUCCCAGCGAAACCACAGGCCAGCACGGAGGCAAAGGCGUUUAUCCGCCGCUGUCUGGCCUAUCGCAAGGAGGAUAGGUACGACGUUCACCAGCUGUGCUCGGACACCUACCUCCUCCCUCACAUGAGACGCUCAAACUCCUCCGGCUCUCUGCAGCCCUCCGCCUCAUCUCUUCCCACCUACUGACUAACAUUCUGAUGGGACCGUCUGGCCAGUCUUGAGGCAGGAAUGUUCAUCGAUUAGUAGAUGUGGAUCUUUGUUUUUUCUUUUUCUCCACCUGAGCUGUUGCUAAAACGGAUACAUUAGCAACAGAACAGGAGAAAAGAUGGAAAAAUGAGAGGAAGUAAAGGCUGAUCAGGCCCUUGAACUCAAUUGCGUGAGAGAGGAGACGGAGUAUAAAGCGAAGGAAUAGAUGGGGAGAAGAGCGGAAAGCAGACGAUGACGACGACGACGAUGAAUCUAGAGGAUUUGUUUAAGGAAUGAACUCCUUAAAAGACAUUAAAUGACCUGCUCCCUUCUCGUAGCUCUAUAUACAUCUACAUGUAGACACACGCACGUCAUAAAACACCUCAUGAGGUGGCUAAAACUCACGUCAACUUAACGCUGCAGUUACAGUCUCGAUGCUAAUGAGGGCGCUGACCAGCAGGGGUCAGAAGAUGGGGGUUAACGGACACGCAGAGGAGGCACCGGUGUUUGAGGCGACCUGCAGUUCAUUUUAAUGAGACGCCCUAAUGACUUUACCUGUAGCCUCCUAUCUGCACCCCACAGGGAUUAACUUAAAAAGUGAUCUGAGGACUUGGAAGUGACCACGUAACCUUUAUCAGACUUGAUGUUUUAAAAAAAAAAAAAGGAAAAAAUGACAUUUUAUUUCUGGAUUCAGUUUGCGUUUCCAAUCCAGAUUACCUUCAUCUGGUCUCCUAGCUGGCUUUUAGCACUGCAAUGUGGGCUUUAUUCCCGCUUCAUCAAAUUUCACUUCCAUUCACUUUUUUUUUUAUCCUCCUUUUUGUUGCAUUACAACAUAAUUGAGGUCUACAGGAAGUGGAUCUGUGAAUCUGUCUUAAUCGUUUUUUGUUCAGGUAAAAAAUCCGUCAUGUUGUCCCCCCUGCCCGCCCGCCAGCUCUCCUGAAGAAGAGGCGGUGGGGGGCGGGGGGCUGGAUCAGCUGUUACAGCUGUUGCCGUCAUCAGGACGCAGAAUUGGUUGUAGAUUUCACGUGCAGGAGACGUCAAUCAUUAGCAGAUCAAUAAUAUUGAGGCUUUUCCUUGCUACCACUUUGCUCCGUUUAAUUUGUAUCUCCUCCUGAAAGCUGUUCUCAGUUUGCUGCUAUAAGUGUCGCUUUUAGUUUGUAACACGUCUGUGAAUGAUUUUCACCUCGCAUAUGUGCAUACUUGAACUGUGUUAAGAGGAUUUUUUUGUUUUGUUCUUAUAAAAUAAGACGCCCGCUGUGCUGUUCAAGGGAAUGCGACACAUUCUUCUGCCACCAACAUUCAGCCUCUGUGUUUUUUUUGUUUUGUUUUUUUUUUUGGUCUAUUUCCCACCCACAAAACUUUUUUUGAUUAUUUUGAUGUAAAAGUCCGACAGACCUAUAGAGCAAAGGCCCAGUGCGCUGUGUAGUGAGAAAUGUUCAUGCCAGCAGAAGUGUGCACGCUCCAGGUUGGCUGUGGUUGCAGCGAGAUUUACUGCGGCUAGAGUUUGAGUGAAUAUAUCCAAAUGUUGUCAUUGUCUAAAUAAAACACUUACCUGUA